Messenger RNA from Alternaria alternata, 825 nucleotides. RefSeq lists its product as hypothetical. The record is from RefSeq and is a predicted model, not a curated record. Lineage: Eukaryota; Fungi; Ascomycota; Dothideomycetes; Pleosporales; Pleosporaceae. The transcript is spliced from 2 exons. The coding region runs from base 185 to 622 and encodes 145 amino acids.
UCGGCGUCAUACAUCAUCAACCCGCCCCUGCACCUCGGUCUAGUUGCCGCGACACUAAAACUGACGAAAAAAUCACGAAAACACACAGCAAUCUUGUAGCGCCGAAAGUGCCCGCAAGUGUGUAUAUACAAUAGCGACCCACCCCGUACGCUAUAUCCAGUUCACCAUAUUCACCUUCACAACUAUGCACUUCGAAUCAUCACCAGGCUCAUCUCCAUCAAAGUCGCUGCCCAUCAGCAUCUCGCCUAGAAACAACAUGUCUUCACCAACUUCCUCGUUGUACAGCAACUACUCUACCGAGGCUUCAUCAUCUCGUGGCUCAACAUGUGCUUACCCAUCAUGGCCUACCGGUCCAUCGCUGGACCACCGCAGUGCACCAUCCUCUUACAUUAGCGAUGCCGACCUCUUUGGUGAGGACUUUGACGACGACUUCGCCUGCCCAUUCCUCGACAAGGCUCCUGCUCCACCACGCGUCUACCCCAUGGCACAGGCAAUGCCCGUCUUGCCACCACUGUACGCGCCCAAGAAGCCAAAGAGCGAGCGUCGCCGCAGCAGUGGCAAGCAGCGUCGCACUUCCAAGCCCAUGACUCCCAUCUCCGAGUCACCAGAGCAGGUUGAAUGAGCGCGCAAUCAAGCGAUAGCAUUCGUGUUAUUUAACUUAUCUUGACAACAUCAACGUCACCAUUAUUAGGCGCGCGCGUUGGCAUCCGUCAGCAUCACGUUGGCAUGGCUGAGUCACAUGAGCUGUCAGUCAGUCACUUGCCACAGUCAGCCUCACUCAUCAUGUCCCGCACCGGGACCUGAGUAUUCCGCGUCUCGCGCCUC